UUUACGUCAUUGCAAAAGGGAAAAUAAGGCCGCUCUCAUGACUAGCGUGGAUUCGCGUACGGGUCUGUUUCCAAAGAAGGGGUAUUUGCCAACUGGAACAGACGAAAACAUGUCAAAUGGCGACAUUGAACCGCAAGUGAGAACUCCGCCGAGAAAACCGAAGCCUUCUUAUGAAAAUAUGGAAGAUCGGACUUUUACAGACGAUCCUAUGGCCAACCAUCAAUAUGAGGAACCCGUUGAUAUUCGUAGCAGAAAUAGAGAGAGACCGAUCCCUGGAUCCAGCACGACAGGAGACAAUCGCAGUAGGCCCAAGAGAUCAUCAAAGGGCGAAAAUGACUUUGCAGAUGGGUAUCAUCGAAGCGUGCUUCCAAAUAUCUUCAAGAUUGUGAUUUUUGCCUCAUUUUUCUUGGCUUUGGCGGCUUUUCUUCUGGUUGUCUUUAUUAUGGCUGGGGUGAUUACCACUUCAGAGUGUAAUGGGUGUCAGAAAAAUCUAGUGUCGGGACAAGACCCAUCAGAUUCGUCUAUUGUUGCUAAGCCAGUUGAGGAGCGGUUGCGGGAAGAAAUUAAAAAACUCAAAUCAAACUUCAGCAAAUUAGGCGCAGAGGUGAAAAGGAGGGAUGAAUCUAUAUCGAAGCUUCUAAAGGACGAUUUCAAGCAAGCUGCCGAGAUAGCCGAACUGGAGAGAAAAGCAAGCUAUCGGGUGUUCGUCUUCAACGAUACGACAUUUAACAUCAGUAGCUUUCUCGGGCCACAAAUUGGCAUCAAGGGCGAGAAUGGACCUGACGGAAUGACAGGAAAGACAGGCCCGGGAAAUAUGACUUCGUGUCGCUACAUCAGCGAAGCGAGUGCCCCGUAUACACCUGCUCCGUCGGGCAAUGGUCAAAAUGUGAUCGUAACGGAGCCAAUGGGAAAAAGAAUAAUCGGAGUCACUUGUUCCACGCGCGGAGCGUCUGAGUACAAUUUAAAAAGCGUAGUGAACGCCGUUAAUAAUAUGCGGCAGUACGAAUGUGAAUGCCGAGGAAAAUCGAGCGUGUUUCCAGUUGGCGCUGGACAAGGUCUAUGUAUCAUGCAUUACUGGAUCUGUGAUUCGUUUUAUUAGAUUGAACUGACCAACGCAGCUGUCCGUUUCCCUCAACUGAUUAUUUAUAACUAUAUAAAUGCUGAUUUACAAUUUAUCGCAUUCGGAAAUAUGAAAAGAUUUGGUGGUCGAUUGAUAAUGAGUAAAAUAAGCGAAAAUUCUUCAUUUUCGCUUACAUAAUUACCACAGUUAUUAAUCAUAAAAUUAGAACGUGGCUAUUUGUUCAUUUCCAAUUUAGGAUGAUAAAAACCGGCUUCCGGGACAGGCACUGCUGUAAACAUGAGAAAGCAGUGUAUUCUUAUUAGAAAUACCCAGCCCGUCUUUAUUCAUAAACGAGAGAAUCUGCAGAGUCGUGUACUCGUAUGACGGCUGGCACGAAUUUUAUCCGCACAGGAAAGACUUCACAUAUUUAAGAGUGACCGUAGAGUGAUCGGACACGUACUACUCAUUCCAAAAUUCACCCCAUGAUCGCGAAAAUCGUACAUACUGAAAACUUUUCUUUUAACGAAACAUUUGACAACAAACAGAAGGAGAAAUACUAUAGUCCUAUGCUAACUGUACAUAGUAAACAUCAAAAGAGUAAAAGACUGGUUUUAGAGCCGGAAUAUAUCAGGUACGAGAUGUUCAUGAGUCCAGUCCCUUGUCCAAAUUUCCACCAAGUGGUGCCGGCUUACAGUGCCUGAACCGGUUCUUUUCAUGUCAAAUUAUUUUUAUGUGUAAAAAGCGCCAAGGACAGAAACAGUAAUGAUUUCUGGCCAAUAUUUAUUGCCAUUUCGGUGUUGUUAAAAAUGUGUUAAUGCUAGCUAGUCAACAACACCCGUCUUGCCAUAGUUGUCAAACUUGAAACAAUGCCAGUGUUUUGUAAUAAAGAACUGUAUUU
Porites evermanni is the source of this 1958-nucleotide messenger RNA. The record is from the annotation of a GenBank genome assembly. NCBI's taxonomy places the organism in Eukaryota, Metazoa, Cnidaria, Anthozoa, Scleractinia, Poritidae.